GCAGUAGUAAUUACGUCAUAAUUUCGACUGCGACUACUUCUGGGAAGGCUAGUACGAAUACCUAUCCAAACUUAAAUGCCCCAUCAACCUGGCCUCCAACGCGACCAUAUAAUGGCAAUAAUAAAUUCGAAACACUUCCUAUGUCAUUAAGACUGCCAUUUUAUACUGUUACAACUGAUUUGCUAAUAGCCAGUGCACAAAUAUUUAACAUAAGCUACGGCGCUACAUAUGCAAUUCCAUGGUUCAGCCCGGUGUGUGAGAUAAUCAGUGCAAUAUCAGUUUGGGCCCAAAGUCUAAACGCGUAUCUUUUCCUUGCAGUAUCUAUUUCUACUUAUUUUCGAGUUUGUCGAAAAAAGCGACUUGAUUACGGCAAAUAUGAUUGCAAACUUUUCCUGAUUGUUUUUGCUUUGUCCAUCCUAGUAUCUUCAUUAGUUCUCUUAGUAGCUCUCAAGGGAGGAUAUGGACCACAACGAUGGUGGAUUUGCAUAUUUUCGCAUUUUAACGUUGCUAACGAAUCAUCGUCGACAAUUACGCAAAGAACUGGGCGACAAUCACAUUUUCAACAACCUUGA
Molecule: messenger RNA, 572 nt
Organism: Ambispora leptoticha
Lineage: Eukaryota; Fungi; Glomeromycota; Glomeromycetes; Archaeosporales; Ambisporaceae
Source: the annotation of a GenBank genome assembly